Molecule: messenger RNA, 324 nt
Organism: Ostreococcus tauri
Lineage: Eukaryota; Viridiplantae; Chlorophyta; Mamiellophyceae; Mamiellales; Bathycoccaceae
Product: SKP1 component, POZ domain
Exons: 1
Coding region: 1-324 (107 amino acids)
Biological process (GO): ubiquitin-dependent protein catabolic process
Cellular component (GO): elongin complex
Molecular function (GO): protein-macromolecule adaptor activity
Source: RefSeq, a predicted model, not a curated record
AUGUCCGCUCCAGCCCUCGACCCCUCGACGCCGAUAACCCUCGUCUCGCGCGAGGGCGUGGAGUUCACCGUCACCCUCGGCGCCCUUCGCGUCUCGGGCGUGCUCUCUCGGCUCUUCGCGAGCGCCGACGCGAGAGAUUUCGAGGAACAGCGAACUCGGACGGUUCGACUUCGCGACGUCUCCACCGCGAUCGUGCGAAAGAUCGUCGAGUACUGCGAGUACAGACAGACUUACGAGGGAUCAAACAAGGCGCCGCCGCCGUUUGAGAUCGCCGGCGAAGACGCGAUCGAGCUGUUGAUGACGGCUAACUUUUUGGACGUGUAG